ACUGUCGAAAGCAUUUCAAAAACUAAAAACGCAGUAAAAUUAUGCUUCAAAACGAUGCAGUCCGAAACCUGCAGUAUGACAGCGAAAUACGCGUGGCCCAGCAAUCAGAUCCUGUGGAGCCGAGGGUAUUCAACGGUCCGAUUAGCAUAACAUCCCAGCCGCGUCCCACACGGGAGGCGCCACGAAUUCCCCUGCCGAUCUCAACAGUUGGCGGUACACGCACAUUAAUACCCCUGUCUGGCUACGAUUGCCUAGCCGAUUUGCCAUCGGUGCAUAUUGAACAAACUUUUGAAUUAAAUGAAUCACUCACAGCUGUCUCAUCGGAAAAUCGUUACGUUGUGCGCUCGCCACUAGGCGAUGCUAUUUUCGCAGCCUCCGAAAGCUCCACUGAGAAUAGCCGUUUAAUUUGGGGCUCAGGUCGUCCAUUCCAAAUGCAUCUGCUAGACAAAACGCACCAGGAGGCUUUGGUGUUUCGCAAAAAAUUGGCCCUAGGCGUAGUCUGCUGCAAACCAAAAAAUCUUGAAAUUUGGAUACCUCCAGGAAACUUACUGGGUCGUGUUGUAGAAUCGCCAACAUUUAUGCAGCCCGAGUUCUUUAUUGAGGAUGGCAAUACAAAUGAGCCUAUCUUCUGUGUAGUCGGACCGUCGAAUUCGGGAUGUUGUUGCUUCUGUUUGCCAAAGGAGUCUUAUUUUAAGAUUCAUUCCGGCGGGGAUUUGCGGGCUUCCAUCGAUCACAAAUGGCUGGCCAGUAAAUCCCAAUAUACCACCAACAUUUACUUCAGUGACAUGAAGCUGACGAGCAAGGAACGCGCAUUGAUUUUAGGAGCAGCUUUUUUGCUGGAAUACAUGUUCUUUCAGAAGCGCUUUUGAAUGGCGGUUUUCACGGUUGUUUUCAAAGAUUGAUAUAUUUUAUGCUUUCACAUAUACAUUUACAAUAAUGUAAUAAAUCAC
Molecule: messenger RNA, 950 nt
Organism: Scaptodrosophila lebanonensis
Lineage: Eukaryota; Metazoa; Arthropoda; Insecta; Diptera; Drosophilidae
Product: phospholipid scramblase 3
Exons: 7
Coding region: 42-869 (275 amino acids)
Biological process (GO): plasma membrane phospholipid scrambling
Cellular component (GO): plasma membrane
Molecular function (GO): phospholipid scramblase activity
Source: RefSeq, a predicted model, not a curated record